AUGGCAGGUAUAGUGCAGCCUAGAUUUUCAGAUGGCGAGGAUGGGAACCGGCUGAUGGCAGAGACCGCUGCUCUUCUUGAAUCUAAGUGGGCGCUGGACGAGACUCAGCAGGGUCUUGAAAAGACCUUCAACUUCCCCACUUAUGCUAAAGCCUUGAAAUUCAACAGACUUACUGCCUCCCCUCAGAGCUACAAAUCCGUGUUCUAUCACUGGACGACACAUGAGCCCCGAGGUCUCUCCUCAAAAGACAUUCACAUGGCACGGUUGUGUGAUGAUAAGGCAAAUCUCCUAGGACAUUCGACUGGGAGCGAGACCGUACAGAAGAGUCCGACUUCGGUUGCGUAA
Messenger RNA from Letharia lupina, 345 nucleotides. RefSeq lists its product as uncharacterized. Gene Ontology annotation, biological process: tetrahydrobiopterin biosynthetic process. The record is from RefSeq and is a predicted model, not a curated record. The coding region runs from base 1 to 345 and encodes 114 amino acids. The transcript is spliced from 2 exons. NCBI's taxonomy places the organism in Eukaryota, Fungi, Ascomycota, Lecanoromycetes, Lecanorales, Parmeliaceae. Gene Ontology annotation, molecular function: 4-alpha-hydroxytetrahydrobiopterin dehydratase activity.